AUGGAUGAAGACGCCUCACCGGCCGAGCCGGAGUACGGCUGCGACAAAGAAUGGCUCGGAGCUAUCCGAGUGUACAUCGCCGAUGGAGAGGUGCCAACUGACAAAUGGGAAGCCCGCAAACUAAAAGCUCAGGCCGCACGGUAUGUCCUCGUCGAUGGCGAGGUGUUUAAAUGGAGAUUUUCAGGGCCUCUCAUGACAUAUGUCGAAGGACCGGAGGCAAGAAAGAUCAUGCACGAGGUGCACAGCGGCGCGUGCGGGAACCACUCCAGCGGAAGGUCUCUCGCUAUCAAGAUAAAACGGCACGGCUAUUUCUGGCCCACGAUGGUCAAGGACUGCGAGAAAUUUACGGCGAAGUGCGAGAAAUUCACCGACAACGGAUCCCAGUUGAUCUCAACACGCUUUGAAGCCUUCUGCGAAAAGUGGAAAAUCCGCCUCAGCAAAUCUACGCCAAGAUACCCUCAAGGGAACGGACAAGCCGAAGCAGCCAAUAAGGCGAUCCUCGACGGUCUGAAAAAGAGGCUCGACGCCAAGAAGGGACGGUGGGCAGACGAACUCGAAGGAGUCCUUUGGUCUCAUCGGACAACUCCGCGCCGAGCCACCGGGGAAACUCAUUCGCUUUGGUUUACGGAUCGGAGUGCGUAA
This is a messenger RNA of Eutrema salsugineum, 642 nucleotides long. RefSeq lists its product as uncharacterized. Gene Ontology annotation, molecular function: nucleic acid binding. The record is from RefSeq and is a predicted model, not a curated record. The transcript has 2 exons. Bases 1 to 642 code for a protein of 213 amino acids. Lineage: Eukaryota; Viridiplantae; Streptophyta; Magnoliopsida; Brassicales; Brassicaceae. Gene Ontology annotation, biological process: DNA integration.